Molecule: messenger RNA, 582 nt
Organism: Ipomoea nil (Japanese morning glory)
Lineage: Eukaryota; Viridiplantae; Streptophyta; Magnoliopsida; Solanales; Convolvulaceae
Exons: 2
Coding region: 196-582 (128 amino acids)
Source: RefSeq, a predicted model, not a curated record
CAAAAGGUUUUGUCAUAAAUAGUCAUGAGCCUGUUAGAAUUCCGAUGAAUAAUCAAUAAUAGCAAUUCUCAAUGUCAGCUAUAAAGAGAACAACCACUCAGACAGUUCUAAUCAAAUAGAAGCAAUAAUCAGCCCAAAUUCUACUUCAACAGUUCAAGAGAUGAAGAAAUUGACAAAGUAAGCGAAAAUCUUAGGAUGAAAACAAAGGCUUUUCUCCGGAGUUCUCUUGCACUCGAGGAGCUCGGGUUCGCGAGGGCGCAGGCACAAGAGGCCAACAAGCAGGUGGAUGAUUUGAAGAAGGCAUUGGAGGCUAAGCAAGAGGAAAGUCGCAAGAUGGCGCAAGACUCCGAGGCUCUGAAGAAGAGGCACUCGGAGGAGAUCAUCCAUGCCGUCCGCAACUACAAGAGGUCCGAGGGCUUUCGCCGUGACUUGAAGGCCUACGCUGAUGAGCAUUUGGAGACCAUGGUGACUACUUGGCUUGCCACGGGCCCCGGCCAGGCGAGGCUAGCAGAGGAGGGGGUGUUCUCUUAUAACCUGGGUUAUUACACCGCGCAGCGCGAUGUCUAUGAGGUUCUUCGUUAG